CAACGUAAGGUUAAUUAUUAUCUUAAGUUAUUUUAAUGGGACGUACUCCGAAUCCAGCUCAGCUCCCUCUGCACGCUCAUUUCAUUCUCUUGGGAUCAAAUCUUCAUUCAUCCUCACCUCACUCUCCUUUAUGCCAUUAUCUACGUGAUACAGGGACUGAAACAAUCCCUUGUUCCUUUGACGUCAACUCACUCAUUUCAUUUUUUUCAUUGUUGCCUUACGGAUUCUGUUCAAAAACUGAGCUCAUGCCAUGGCCAUCUUCGCGUCUUCAGCUGUACGCCUACUCAUCGGCCUAACAGUCGCACUCACCUUCAUCGCCUUCUUCACACCAACAGGCUACGUACCAGACGUCGCAUUAUCAUUCAGGAUGCCAGCUGCACUUAAAAGACUCGACGUCUCCAUUUCUCAAGAGGAGAAAGAUCCUGUUCUCAUCCGCGCAGCCGUCACAAACAACAAUGAUGAGCCCGUCACUAUUCUCAGCUACGGCUCACCCUUGGACCCCUUGGGCAUUUCUCUUGGCAUUCUCUACAUCACGCCAAAGGGCGACAGCAAACCACUUGACAUCAUGCAGAUUGAAGCCUCACGACUCUGGCCGCCUGCUGAUGAUGCUCUAAUUGAGAUUCUGCCUGGCCGAUCGGCCAUUUGGGAAUUCACCCUCCAGGAACCUGUUGUUCCGAUGGACAAGGUGUUUGAGGGCGCGACGGUGCAGCUCAAGGGGACGUGGAAUGCUGUGUGGACAAAGGAGAAGAAGAAUGUUGACUACACAUCAUUCGAGGAGGGCACACCAGCAAACGAGACUCUAACAGGGCCAUUCAAGUCAAACGUCAUCGACAUUGAAGUCGCAUAAACAUGAAUUGUACCAUCAUUGUUGUUAUUAUUAUUGGCGUUUGGGGGGCAUGAUUAAUUGGUUCACUUGUCUCUACGUUAGAUGACUAGAGUGACUGAUGGGUUAAUUGGAAGAGAAGCAAGGGGCGAAAAUAUUUUUAUUAGAAUACAUAUAAUCCAACCCAACAAGCAAAGCAAGCAUUCUUUAUGUCUCCCUGAAAUACCUGCAGUCAGCCUUU
This is a messenger RNA of Fusarium odoratissimum NRRL 54006, 1064 nucleotides long. RefSeq lists its product as uncharacterized. Bases 251 to 847 code for a protein of 198 amino acids. NCBI's taxonomy places the organism in Eukaryota, Fungi, Ascomycota, Sordariomycetes, Hypocreales, Nectriaceae. The record is from RefSeq and is a predicted model, not a curated record. The transcript has a single exon.